Meleagris gallopavo (turkey) is the source of this 2576-nucleotide messenger RNA. The record is from RefSeq and is a predicted model, not a curated record. Lineage: Eukaryota; Metazoa; Chordata; Aves; Galliformes; Phasianidae.
ACGCAGACAGCCGGGACCUCCCGCCCCCCUCCAGCUUCCAGCCCCUCCUCACUAAAAUCGCUUAAAUCCCUAUAAAUGGUUGACCCUUCUCUGCAUGUUUGUCAAAUUUCCCUGCCAGCAGAGCUCAAGGAGACUUCCGCUUUGUCAUUCUUGAGUGCUGUGGACUUAAGUAAGCUUUAUCUUCCCAGCACGAAGGCUGAGCUGUAAGCAGAGCAAAGCAGCACAAAGUCUGCGUCAAUUCCUCAGCUCUGAAACGAAGCGAAAUUAGCAGGAGCUGCCUGGCUCCUUUCGGGCUCUUGGAGUCACUUGGCUGGCUGCUGCUGGCCUCAUGAGUUACAAUGACAAGAUGGAAUUCCCCGUCUCUUCUAACAAACCUGGCUUCUGUCUGUUGAGUGUUGCAGUCUGGGAGUCACCGCUCCUCCUGUGUGUCUCGGCUUGGUGUGAACUUGUUUGGAAUGACGUGCGAUCAGUGUUGUCACUUAACUCUGAUGUUGUCUCUUUUCCCUUCCUUUCUGCCUGCCUGCUGCUUUCAUUCUGUAGUAUUGGUAUUUGCCAUUCAUUUCACCUUCUGCAUCUAUGCAUCUCAUGAACUCAGAGCUCUUCACGCUGACGUACGGCGCUCUGGUCACCCAGCUGUGCAAGGACUAUGAGAAUGAUGAAGAUGUCAACAAGCAGCUUGACAAAAUGGGUUACAACAUAGGAGUUCGGCUGAUAGAAGAUUUUCUGGCCCGAUCCAAUGUUGGAAGAUGCCAUGAUUUCCGUGAAACUGCAGAUGUUAUUGCAAAGAUAGCAUUUAAAAUGUACCUGGGCAUCACUCCAAGCAUCACCAACUGGAGUCCUGGAGGUGACGAGUUCUCUCUGAUCUUAGAAAAUAACCCCUUGGUGGACUUUGUUGAGCUCCCCGACAACCACUCCACUCUCAUCUAUUCCAACCUGUUGUGUGGAGUGCUGCGAGGUGCCCUGGAAAUGGUUCAGAUGGCCGUGGAUGUAAAGUUUGUCCAGGACACACUGAAAGGGGACAGCGUCACAGAAAUAAGAAUGAAGUUCAUCAGGCGGAUUGAAGACAAUCUUCCAGCUGGUGAAGAGUGACUCACAACCCAGUCUCCUUUAAGGCUGGAGGGGACCAGCUGGUGUUGGCCAUUAGCUUUCAUCACAGAUCUGUAGGGAUCUAGUGCCCCUGUACAUUCAGACUGACUCACUGACUGUUUAAGAUGUUAUUAUAUUCUUCUACUGUUACUUCCAUUUUCUGUAGAGGACUAUGAUCUAGUUGCUGUUUGUUUCACAGGUUCAUUCUGAAGCUUUUUCAUAAGGUGAUGUCAUUUUCAUAUUCCCCUGGGAACUCUUUCUACACCUAGUUUCUAACUGUGAUGUUUGGUUGUGAAAGAACUACUCAGAUUCUAAAAGAGCUCCAGUCUGUCCAAACCUGAAUCCAGGUUUUAUAACUAGAAUUGGAGACUAAGGCAUAAGAACCCACUGACUUACUGUUAACUGCUGUUCUUAAAAAGGGUUAAAAUUCACUUGGAGAUAAGUGCGUAGAAUUUCUGUAGUUGGUACUAGUAAAAUGCAGGCUUGACGUGAAGGGGUGAUGCCUGACAGCCUCCUGGGGAAGCUCCUUUCCUCGGAGAGCAGCAGCAUCACGCUGCACUCAGAUUCAGGAGACCCACAUGGUUCUUUCUGCUGUUUCUCUUCACAGCAGCAUUGGUGAAAGCAGACCCAGCAACACCUUCCUCCAACAGGACGUUGUGUGUAGUCCCACCAUUCCCCUCUUAGAAGGGCAGAGCCAGUAAAUUGUAUAGGAAAACCACUGAGCAUUUUGGAUAGGAGAAAGGAACUAGCAGCUCUAACAGCAUUGUGUUGUGCAGCACGCACAGCCCAGGGGCUGUGUGCUGAGCUCACAGAACCAGAAACUCAAACUAACAACUGGAAGGUAUUAAAUGCGUUUCAGCAAGUAUUGCCUGCUCUCCUGUUACAGCAUAUAAACACUGCACAGUGUGGAGGAGGAGGUGGGAGGAUAUUCUUACACAGUUGUUUAGGCUACAGCAGAAUUUCCCACGUUACUUGAAUUGGCACGCCAUGGCAGCCUGUGACACCUGCUGCUCUGCAGAGCAGAAGCAUAAAGUAGCAUUAUCUCACACAAAGCAAGAUGAUGGAAAAUCAGCUUCCUCCACCAUCCUGUUCAGGCAGAAAACAGACAUUCAAUUCUCGAAUCACUUUACAUAGCAUGAAGGCACAAACCCACAGAGAGAACUAGGAGCCUGAGGUUCUUAGCUCUAACUGCCACAAGAGGGGAGCUCGCAGGCUGGGUACCUUUGUAUGUUUGUGCCUGAGUGUAAGGUGUGAGAGGAAGGUGCAGAGAAGGGCACAGUUUGUGCUGCUAGCUACUGAGGUUCUCCAGGCGUCUCGGGACAGCUCACCUCAUCCCUUUUUGCCCGAGGGAGUCCUUCAGCCAAAGGGUUUGGGUGCCAGGUUUGGGGUGCAAAGGUAGGAAAGCUCAGAUGUUUCUCAUUGUUGACCAUUAUAAAUCAUUUUAAGGCUGCAUUUUAAAAGCUAUUGCAUUAAAAGAAUCCCGAUGUCGA